AUGGGCAUGGGAAUGGGCGGCGGCGGCCUCCCGAUGUCCCCGAAGAGCAUCGCGCGGUUCGGGAUGGGGGCGUACGGCGCGCAGGCGAGCGCGUUCGUCUCGAACAACUACGCCAAGUACUUCAGCAGCACGGCGAUGCGGUACUACUUCGACGUCAACGAGGCGUACGUGUUCAACAAGCUCAAGCUGCUCGCGUGCCCGUUUCUUCACAAGGGGUCGUGGGCGCGCAUCCCGGAGCCGUUUAAACCCCCGCGCGGCGACAUAAACGCCCCGGACUUGUACAUUCCCCUGAUGGGCUUCGCGUCGUACGUGCUGACGAACUGCAUCCUUCAGGUGCGUUCUAUCUCGCACUGGUCCCCAUACGACCCCGUCUGCGUGGUGAACGCCGUUCCUUAA
Messenger RNA from Micromonas pusilla CCMP1545, 396 nucleotides. RefSeq lists its product as uncharacterized. Gene Ontology annotation, cellular component: Golgi membrane; COPII-coated ER to Golgi transport vesicle; endoplasmic reticulum membrane. Lineage: Eukaryota; Viridiplantae; Chlorophyta; Mamiellophyceae; Mamiellales; Mamiellaceae. Bases 1 to 396 code for a protein of 131 amino acids. Gene Ontology annotation, biological process: endoplasmic reticulum to Golgi vesicle-mediated transport. The transcript is spliced from 3 exons. The record is from RefSeq and is a predicted model, not a curated record.